Condylostylus longicornis is the source of this 2263-nucleotide messenger RNA. Its product is annotated as acyl-CoA Delta-9 desaturase-like. Lineage: Eukaryota; Metazoa; Arthropoda; Insecta; Diptera; Dolichopodidae. Bases 565 to 1977 code for a protein of 470 amino acids. Gene Ontology annotation, biological process: unsaturated fatty acid biosynthetic process. The transcript is spliced from 7 exons. Gene Ontology annotation, cellular component: endoplasmic reticulum membrane. Gene Ontology annotation, molecular function: iron ion binding; stearoyl-CoA 9-desaturase activity. The record is from RefSeq and is a predicted model, not a curated record.
AACAGUGAUGGUAACAACAAACGAAUAAAAUAUUGUUUAUUUUCAUAUUUUUAGUGCGUUCAGUUACUUCGAGUUGUUUGGAUGGAAUUGUACCGGUUAAAAAUUAAAUAAAAAAUUUAAUGUUAAAAAGAAAUAAUAAAAAUUUUUGAAGGAAAAAAAAAUACCAAAAAAUAAAAUUAGAAAUAUAAUUUCUUAUUAUUAAAACAACAUUUUACAAAAUAUUAAAUUUUAAUAAUAAACGAAUAAUUUAUUAAUUAAAAUAAUUUUUAGGAAAUUUAUUUCAUUAUAUAAAAUUGGAUCAGAUGUGUAUUGAAUCAUUUUUAGCAAGUUUAUUCUUAAAAAAUCAGCUGUACUAAUAAAAGCAUUUUAUACUGUAUAAGUACUAAAAUUAUUAUACUAUAUUAAAAGUGUGUAAAUAUAAGUACGGAAAAUACCUACGUAUAUAAAUUCCUAUAGUAAAUAUAAAUAAAAAUAGAUUUAUUAAUUUAUUAAAACCAUAACGGAAAUCCUUAUUAUUAAAAAAAAAAUUUGUAUAAUUUUUUAAGAAGAACAAACAGAAAUGAAAUGCCGCCAGCAACUUCAAAUGAAUUACUUUUAAAUACAGAUUCUAAAACAGUUAAAGAAAAUUCUUCAUCAAUUGAUAAUAAAAUGUGCCUAACAACAUUAAAUGGAACAAACCCUACACCACCAUCAUCAAACAAUUCAGAUUCUAAUGCAACAAUCCCAGUAAAUACCAAUACAAAUAACAAUAGCAAUCUACCAUGUUCAUCAAAUAUCAAUAUAAAAUCUGAAAUAAAUGAUAAUAAUAAUUCAAUUGAACAAUUUGAUAGUGUUAUUAAACAAAGAAAAUGUGAGACGACGAAAAAUGCAGAAACAUCUUCAGGAAUUGCUGUUAAAUCAUUAGAUAAUAAAAAUAAUGAUAUUAAUACGAGUGUAGUAAAAGAUUUCUUAGAAUCUGAGAAACUCGAGAGUACAAAUGACGAUGAAAAUUUAAAUAAAGAAUUUCAUCCACAAAUUAGAUGGCCAGAUUUAAUAGUUCAAGUAUCAUUGCAUUUAGGUCUUGUUUAUGGAUUUUAUUUGUUAUUUUAUGCAAAAUAUUUAACAGUACUAUGGUUCUUUACAGUGCUAGUUGGCUCAGGUUUUGGUAUAACUGCUGGAGCACAUAGAUUAUGGUCACAUAGGGCUUAUAAAGCAAAACUGCCACUACGUUUAAUUUUAAUUUUCCUAUUCACCAUUGCAGGACAGCGCGAUGCUUAUACCUGGGCUUUAGAUCAUAGAAUUCAUCAUAAGUUUUCUGAAACAGAUGCUGAUCCACAUAAUGCAAAACGUGGUUUCUUUUUCGCUCAUGUUGGUUGGUUAUUUUUAACUCCACAUCCUAGAGUAGUUGAAAAACGUAAAGUUAUUGAUAUGACAGAUUUAGAACAAGAUCAAAUAUUACAAUGGCAAAAACGUUUAUACAUUCCAUUGUUUGCCCUAUUAGUUAUUGGAAUGCCAACAUUGGUACCAUGGUAUUUUUGGCAAGAAGAUUUAUGGAUUGCAUUCUGGACAUGUUUCUGUUGUCGAUUUACAGCUGUUUUAAAUAUUGCAUUUUUCGUUAAUAGUGUAGCGCAUAUGUAUGGAAAUAAACCUUACGAUAAAAAAAUAAGUCCUACAGAAAGUUUACCAGUAGCUAUUGCUGCAUUAGGUGAAGGAUGGCAUAAUUAUCAUCAUGUUUUUCCAUGGGAUUAUAAAACCGGUGAAUUUGGAGAUUAUAAAUUUAAUAUAUCGACUGCAUUCAUAGAUUUUUUCAGUAAGAUUGGAUGGGCUUAUGAUCGUAAAUCAGUUUCGAAAGAUAUGAUUGCUCGUAGAGCAGCAAAAUGUGGUGAUGGAUCACAUUUUCUUUGCGAUGAAAUGGUUCAUCAAGAUCCGGUAUGGGGCUAUGGCGAUAAGGAUAUACCAAAAGAAGACGUUGUUGAAUUAGAAAAAAUGCACGAUUAAAUAACUAGGAGUAUUUUUAAAAUCGGAUUUACAAAAACAAAAAAAUUAACGUUGUUUAAUUAAUUCAGUGAAUUGUAAUGGUCGCAAAAUAAAUUUGAAAAAUAUGAAUUUUCAGUUUAUUAAUGAAAAAAGUUUAUUAAUAGCUUUUAAAAAAAAAUAAUUUCAUAUAUUUUUUUUUUGUAUUUAUACAAAAUAUAUAUAUUUUUUUUGUUAUUUGUUAAAAAUAAAAUAUAAUAUAGAACAAAAUGUUCAGCUAUAAAUGUAUAAUAAAGUAUUUUGUUAUAAG